AUGCCGCCCUCUGCUGCUGCCGCAAAGAAGCAGAAGAAUAAGCAGACGCUGACAUUGGCGCAACUGGCAUCCUACGACGACUUCCUGACUGAUGCUCUAGUCGAUCAUGUUUUCUACUGGACUACGAUUCCCAAGAACAGAAACUCCUAUCAUCCUUCGCGAGGCGUGCGGGAGGAGGAUAUUACCCAAAUCAUCCGCGACGAGCUCGCUGUCAGCAAAGACCUCGAAUCUGCCGAGCGCAAGUUGCUAGCCACCGAUGGCUUCCGCAAGUUCUUCGCCGCCCUCAAGACGGAUAAAGCCAAGGAUGACUUCAAGCGUCACAUGCGCCGCUACGUCCAAAUUUACCUCCCCGAUUGCCCCUUUGAGGUGAACUCGACGAACCGCUACACAAUUGUGUCGCACGAAGCCGCCAUCACUGCCCGACGCUUUAUACGGCGAAACGAGACGAUCAAGUACUUGGCCGGAACGCAGGUCAACAUUUCACCCGAGGAGGAGCGAGAAAUGACAGCCCGCAAGAAGGACUUUAGCAUUAUCAUUUCCGCCAGAAACAAAUGCGCCAGCCUGUUCAUGGGCCCUGCUCGAUUUGCGAACCACGACUGCAGAGCCAAUGCGAAGCUCAUGACUACGUCUUCAGCCACGAUUGAGAUCAUUGCGACGAGGAACAUCGAUGUUGGCGAAGAGAUUACCGUUACGUAUGCCGAGAACUACUUCGGGGAGGACAACUGCGAAUGUCUGUGCAGAACAUGCGAAGACAGAUGUGCAAACGGUUGGGCGCCAGCAGAAGGAGAAGUUGUGGUCAAGAAGAGCAUCGAGGAGUCCGCUUUGGACGGCUACUCGUUGCGCCGGAGGAGAAGGGACGAUAGCACCGGCCCUUCGUCUCGAACCCCUUCCGUCACGCCAGACAUCCGGCCACGGGUGUCCAAAUCACGGCUCAGGAGCGGGAAACCUGGCCGAGACUCUCUAGCAGUCGACUCUCCAAUGUCAGAUGCUCUUUCACCAGAAAAGAAGCAAUCCUUCGAUUCACUCGUCACACCGCCCAUUACGCCAUCCAAAAGACGAAAGAUUUCGGCCACACAAGCAGCCACAGCCCGUCAGGAAGCUAUCGUCACGUCAACAGAGAGCUCGGCUUCCGAGUCUGUGCGCAGCAUGUCAUUGACCAGUAGCGGAAACGAGGAUGGGUCGGUGACGGACAUUACUGAGCCGGAGAAAGACUCCCCGGAACCGAACCAAAGUCAGAAGCAUUCGGAGCUUGUCAAGAAAGAGGAGUAUGAGGAGACCACGGAGCAAGCACUGGCUAAGGCGGCGCCGUUCUCGUCGCAAAGAAGGGGCCAGAGGGAAACGUCAGACACAAGUCGGGCUGCAUCUGUUGUUGUCUCCCGAUCAAUCCCCAUCUCGUCCUUGUGCAAUCCUCCAUCCCCGCCUUCUAAAACUCCGGGUUCAAACCCUCCAGCAUGGCUAUAUCCGGCGAGCAUCGCUCCAUACAAGAUACAGGAUCGUAUGAGUAUCGCAGCUGCCAUGUGCAGUAGCGUGAGCACGAAGCCAGUGACAAUGCCAUCGACAGGCGCAUCGAUAAGCUCUAGCACAAGCAGUUUGAAGCUGACACAAAACGUUGAUAAAUCCUCCUCAACAAAAGCGUCGCUCGGAAGCUCUCGUCGCGAGGUCGUGGUGCAAACGUCAAAGGUUGAGGCUCUGGCGUCAAUAGAGCAAGACGGGUUGGGCCACCGCAGCUCCGACACCGUGCUGACAUCAAAGGUCGAAGCUCCGGUAUCGACAGAAAAUCCUGCGCCGAUCACUGACAGUAUCAAAGUCUGUGCAAAGGUUGCUGAGACGGUGGAGGGCGGUGGUGACCAGCCACCUCUGAAGAAGCGCAAGUAUCAGCGGCGCACCUUUAUCAAGGAGACCACACCACCCGCAAAGACCCGAACGCCCGGCGAUUAUACUCUUACGCCACUGUUGCUAUCAGAGCCGCAGACGGCAUGGGUUCGCUGCAUGAAUUGCGAGACGGCAUUUGUGCAGCAGAAUGCGUACUACACCAAGAGUUCGUGCCCGCGCUGUGAACGCCACUCUAAGCUAUACGGUUACAUUUGGCCGAAGACUGAGAGGGCCGGGCCUCAAGAUAAGGAGCAGCGCAUAUUGGACCACCGCCUCAUCCACCGGUUCCUAGGGCGCGACGAAGAGGCGCGUAUCCGGGGACGAAAACGACCCGCAGCGAGCACAUCGGAGACACUCGAAGAUUACGCGGGGAGCAGACUUGGAAACAAGCGGCUAAGGAUCGCGGGUGCAGAGUCCGGGGAAGGCGAAGAUACGAGCGGGUUACGACGGAGUGGUCGAAUGCGCAAGGCCAGCAUCAAGGUGGCAGAGCCGUAG
Messenger RNA from Colletotrichum acutatum, 2367 nucleotides. RefSeq lists its product as uncharacterized. The transcript is spliced from 2 exons. The coding region runs from base 1 to 2367 and encodes 788 amino acids. The record is from RefSeq and is a predicted model, not a curated record. NCBI's taxonomy places the organism in Eukaryota, Fungi, Ascomycota, Sordariomycetes, Glomerellales, Glomerellaceae. Gene Ontology annotation, molecular function: histone H4K20 methyltransferase activity; protein binding. Gene Ontology annotation, cellular component: nucleus.